Molecule: messenger RNA, 2587 nt
Organism: Elaeis guineensis (African oil palm)
Lineage: Eukaryota; Viridiplantae; Streptophyta; Magnoliopsida; Arecales; Arecaceae
Source: RefSeq, a predicted model, not a curated record
UUGUCUCUUUCCUUUCUAUGCCACUCGCCGACCUCCACUAUCCUCUCCCCUUUUUCUCAAACUUAUCUCUCCCACAUCUAGCAUUCUCUCUUCCAUUAUUUCUUGUUUUUUCCCUUCAUUAUCCUGUAUAUGAGAAUCUCGAAGCACCUCCUUUAGACACCACCAGAUGUUUCCCUUUUAUUGCUGGCCAUCAUCAAGAGGCUAGGGCCACAAUCUCGGAAGAGCAUCCAUCUUGGGAGUCUAAUCCUAUGCCUAAAAGGGCUUUACUGGCUUUAGUCUUGCGGGAGAAGCGAGUUGCUAGAGAGGGCAGACACAUGCUUUCCGAGUGGUUACUGAUUCUUGAGCUGCUAUUAUGGUUAGCAGCUCCGCUCGGUGCAUACAUGUUGGAGGCAAAUUCAUCACCUCCACUGACUUGUACCAGUGUUCCCUAUCCAUUCGGCAUAUCUGGUAAAGCUAUGAAAGGCUUUGAAAUAAGUUGCAAUUGGAUUGACGGCACUUCUCCAAUUCUGCAGCUGGGCAAGCAUUUUUAUCAGAUUGAAGACAUCUCAUUGCAAGGCUAUUUGAGCAUCUACACUCAUGCCAUUGCUCAGAACUACGAUCGGAACUACACCCAAGUAUCCGGCUGGAUCGAUCUAGAGGGAACCCCCUACACGAUAUCAGACACAGAGAACUCUGGGAACAAGCUGACGACGGUCGGUUGUGAAGUUGUGGUACUUCUCCAAGGACUUCAGAGUACCUCGUCAAGCAGUAGUUGUACUACCUUCUGCAACUCUGACAUCGUUGUUGGAUCUUGCUCUGGCGUGGGUUGCUGUCAAGCCUCCAUCCCUAAAGGUCUCAAGAGCUUCAACUUGACGAUCGAAAGCGUUCGUAGACUCCCGAGCAAAGUCCGCUCUACGAAGGUGAACACCACAUGCAGUCGGACCUUCAUUGUCACACCGAGCAACUUCACAUUCUCGAAUGAGAUUUUGCAAGAUGUUAUGGAGCAAAAUCAAGUUUCCAAUUAUACUUACCUGAUGGCGUUGGAUUGGGCUAUCGGGAAUGAGACAUGCGAAGAAGCAAUGAGGAAGAUGGAAACCUAUGCUUGCAAAGAGAAUAGCUAUUGUUACAAUUCAAACAGUGGGAUCGGGUAUCGCUGCAAUUGCAGCCAAGGAUACCAUGGAAAUCCUUAUGUUGAAGAUGGAUGCGAAGAUUUUAAUGAGUGCGAGGAUCCGGAGCUCAAUCCUUGUGUGGGAUUAUGCAUCAACGAGCCAGGAAAUGUUUCUUGCGCCUGCCCACCUGGUCAACAUGGUGACGGUAGAAAGCAAGGAAGUGGUUGCACGAAGAAGGAAAAAGAUACGGCCUUUCCGCUGGAGCUUGCUUUGGGUAAUAUAUUCAAAUUCUAUUAUUGUAGAUGGGAAUUGAUUCUCAAGAGUGGUGAUCCACCCAUUAUUCAUGGAUACAAAGAACUAGAAAAAGCAACCAACAACUUCAAUGAAAGCCAAAUCCUUGGUCACGGUGGAUAUGGUACUGUAUAUAAAGGUGUUUUGCCAAGCUUGGAAGUUGUGGCCAUCAAGAAGUCCAAAUUUGUUGACGAGAGCCAAAUCGAGCAAUUCAUCAAUGAGAUCAUCAUCCUUUCUCAAAUCAAUCAUAGGAAUGUUGUCAGACUCUUGGGCUGCUGUUUGGAGACCCAAGUUCCAUUGCUUGUGUAUGAGUUCAUAUCCAACGGAACCCUCUUCCACCAUAUCCAUGGUGACAGUCAUGAUUUUUCAAUGCCAUGGGAAGUUCGUCUAAGGAUAGCUGCAGAAGCUGCUGGAGCGUUGGCAUAUCUGCACUCCGCUGCUUUAGUACCAAUCAUUCACAGAGAUGUCAAGUCCACAAAUAUACUCUUAGAUGAGAAUUAUACCGCUAAAGUAUCAGACUUUGGAGCUUCGAGGUUGGUCCCGUUUGAUCAAACACAUAUAACCACCCUUGUGCAUGGGACAUUUGGAUACUUAGAUCCAGAGUACUUCCACACAAGCAUGCUAACAGAGAAGAGCGAUGUCUAUAGCUUUGGGGUCGUUCUUGCGGAGCUAUUAACUAGGGAAACUCCAAUAUCUUUUACUAGGUCGGAAGAUCAGAGGAAUCUAGCUAUAUAUUUCACCUUAAUGUUUGAUGAACAGCACUACCUUCAAUUGCUAGAGCCACAGAUUGUAGAGCAGGCUGGAAUAGAGCAACUCUUUUUGGCUGCACAACUUGCUAGGAGGUGCUUAAAUUUGAAAGGAGAAGGAAGGCCAACUAUGAAAGAAGUUGCCAUGGAGUUAGAAGGGCUAAGGAGGUUCCAUAAGCAGCAGUUGGUUCCCAAUCUCAAGGAAAUGGAACACUCAAUAGAUGAGAUUGGAUCUUCAAAAAUAUGCAUUGAGGAGGAAAGCAGAUAAUAUAAUUUUAGAAAGUUAUAUCUUAGCUUCCAUGGAUCACCUAAGGUGAUGAAUCUAUGAGAACUCACUCUUGUUGUUGAGAGCUGUUAAGAUAUUUUCUAUGCUAUUGAUGCUUUCUACUUUCCUAAGCAAAUGUUGAUCAAAUAAUUUUUUGAACUUUCUGUUUUACUACUAUCUCUAAUUUACAUAUUGUA